CCACAUCCUCGGCCCAGAUACUCACGCAGUCUUCCGUGGUUGCUGGCUAACAGGGUGGUGUCCCGGUAGGCCUUAUGGAGGAGAUGGGUAUGCACAGCGCGAACGCGGCCGGCGGCCAGAGUGGGGGUCCUAAAGGCGGGUCGACCGGCGGGGCGGCCAACAAGACGGAGAAGAAGAGCCUCGCUCAGAAGAUCAAGGACAAGCUACAUCACCAUUGACGUGCUGCUUGUCCCGUUGGUGGCAGCGCCGACUUAUAGGUAGUGAGCUUUUGUUGAAGUGGGCGCGAUGCGAUUUCCUUGGGCUGUCUCUAGUCGUCCACGUGCCUUGGUUACCGGACGGGAGGGUUGGCUAUGCUUGGCUUUGUGUGGGUAUACUGUACUGUUAUAAGCACGUGUAAUAACACGAUUCCUCCUUUUUUUCCUCCUCCUAUCCCGGCCUUCCAUGCCGAUAGGUAUCCAUCUCGGUGAUCCUUAUGUUUGGUACCACCAGGAAAGUCACAUAUACCAACCUAGCUAAGACAUACCCGCAUAUAAUUGAAUCUGAUGAUGCCCUAUGUAUGUGGGUUUCCCACACCACACCCUCGGGGCGGUGGCUCGGAGUGCAGGCGUGCAGCGAUCUGCGGCGUGUACAAAGCGCGAAUCCUGCGGACGAAGAAAUAUCAGAUGCAAGCAGCCGGAGACUCCAGAUGUCUUGGGGGGGAUGUUAGAGUCCGGUUACCCAGGACACGGCAUAACCUCGUCCUCUGCUCGGGAAUACAAGCAGACAACAGUCCCCUCGCCCCCCGCCCCCCCUCGUAGCUCACAGCUAAGGGGAGGGGAGGUAUCUCGAUACCUACGGAGACGCGCGCAUCUGCGGGAGCCUGGCCUAGCCUCGAGCGGUCUAAAGGGAAAGGGGCGAGGGGAUGGGGGCCGGCGAGGCUCAUGCAUCUCUGCUCUGCCCGUCCCUCUCGUCCUCGCGUCCUUGCUUCCCGAACCCACCCAGUCCAGCCCAGCCCGGCCCGGCGGGUCUCUCGCGCCACGGCUCUGGAGCCGCUGGCCCGCCGCCGCACCAAGCAACGCAGGCAGCGCCAGCGCCCCCCAGCCGACACGCCUGUUGGGGGGGGGGGACCUCUCUGCCUUGUUCAUGCGCUCCGGCGCUGGCACGCCGACGAGCUUGGGAGCUGUCGGCUCCCCUGCCUCGCGACGACUUGGACGCGGUGCGGCGGCUGCAUGUAGGUAGGUAGGUAGGUAGGUAGGUAGGUACCUACCUCGUAUGGAGGCCGGUAUAUAUACCUACCUACCCGGGAUACCGAGCUAGGCGUAC
Messenger RNA from Durotheca rogersii, 1302 nucleotides. RefSeq lists its product as uncharacterized. Bases 553 to 1218 code for a protein of 221 amino acids. Lineage: Eukaryota; Fungi; Ascomycota; Sordariomycetes; Xylariales; Xylariaceae. The transcript has a single exon. The record is from RefSeq and is a predicted model, not a curated record.